Uloborus diversus is the source of this 2101-nucleotide messenger RNA. RefSeq names its product CREB-regulated transcription coactivator 1-like (gene Crtc). Gene Ontology annotation, cellular component: cytoplasm; nucleus. The transcript is spliced from 14 exons. Gene Ontology annotation, molecular function: cAMP response element binding protein binding. The coding region runs from base 20 to 2101 and encodes 693 amino acids. Gene Ontology annotation, biological process: positive regulation of transcription by RNA polymerase II; protein homotetramerization. The record is from RefSeq and is a predicted model, not a curated record. Lineage: Eukaryota; Metazoa; Arthropoda; Arachnida; Araneae; Uloboridae.
GUAUUAGCAAAGCUUAGUGAUGGCGAAUCCGAGGAAGUUUAGUGAGAAAAUAGCUCUUCAUAAUCAAAAGCAAGCUGAAGAAACGGCUGCUUUUGAACAAAUUAUGAAAGAAGUCAUAGGUGCUACAAGAGGGCCAAAACAUCAUUUGCACAUUAAUCAGUCCCUUGGAGCAUAUCGUGCUGGGUCUUUGCCAAAUGUUAACCAAAUCAGUAACAAUAGCAUUGAUUUGCAGAGUGCUUUGAACAGUCUAGAGGAUAUGAAACAAGGUCGAGAAGUUUCUGCUGAUAGAGUGCACCGUGAAAGAGGACGUCAUGCUAUUCCUCACCAAAGUCGCCGUUUUGCAUUUGAAAACAAAAGGAUUGAUGUCUCACCAUACAACUCAUCUUAUCUGUCACCACCUCCUGAUACUAAUUGGAGAAGGACAAAUUCAGAUUCUGCCCUUCACCAAAGUGCUGUAAACCCACAGGAAAAUUUCCAUGGUGCUAACACACCACCGAACAGUCGAACUUAUGAAGUUGAUGGAGUAGUUUUGCAGGAAAAUGAUCAACUUAAUAGUUAUUGGGAUCCAAAGAAACAACAACUUAUGCCACUGCAUCAGUCAAGGCCAAAGUCAUGUGAAGUUCCAGGAAUAAACAUUUACCCCACCCAAGAGGAAUGUGGAUCAGUACAUGUGCCAAUUUCAAACAACACAGGAUCAUUGCCUGACUUAACCAAUCUCCAUUUUCCACCGCCUCUUACUACACCUCUGGAUGUAGAAGACCAAGGAGGAAUGGCUUCAGGAAAUUCAUGCAGCCCACAACAACCGCAUUCUCCAUCCAACAAUAUUUCAUUGAACCCAUCAUCACUACAGCAUCAAACUCAUAUUUUAGGUACUUCUCUAAGUGGAGGAACUCUUAUUUCCUCUGCUUCAGGUGGUGGAAGCAGGCACUCCAGUCCAGGCCCUUCACCCUCCCCUUCUUCCAGGAGACGUCAUCACCACACUUUAACAAACUUAGUCAUUGGUAGUGGUAGUCCUCGACAUCAUGGCCAUCACAAUUUGCAGCAACAGCAAGUACGUUAUAAAUCUACCGGACAUCAUAAUCUCCAAAGAUCGUGGAUGAACAUGGAGGGCUUGACCAUGGAUACCAAUGCUCUCUCACUUGAAACUUAUCCUCAGCAGCAAACAACAUUUGGUGUAUAUCCUCAGCAGCAGUCAUCACCACAACCGUCAAAGACUCAAAUAUUUGGUUACGAAACUUCAAACCCAACAUCUCCAACUUUACCUCAGAUUCCAUUAGGUUCAUACCGAAGUACGAGUCCCGCUGACCACUCUUGCAGUGCUCCGACGUCCCCGGUCUCCCACAGCAUUUCUCCUUCAAGCUCUCCCGGCCUGGGUUCGAACACGACUCUGAGUAACAGCUCUUUUAACGAAUCCAGUUACUAUAUGCAACACCAACAAACCAAUGCGCUUCAGCACCAACUCGAACAGUUCAAGAUGAUGUCUGAUAAUUGCUCCAACUCAAACAAUGUAGGCUCCCAGAAUAACACUGCAAUGUUUCUUGCGACUGUGGACAGUGGUGGGGGCAUAGGCCCCCCUACCGACAAUGACAUCUCGCUCUUAAGUCAAACAGGAGGACUCCCAUUUUCCAAUCAGAUUUCAUCUGGGAUCAAUACUGUUCAAGACAUGGACAAUGCUAUGCUGUAUUCAAUAGCGUCUCUUAGUUCAGAUCCUCAGUUACAGUCUCCAACUUUGUACACUAAACCCUCAGUCAUUUCGAGUCAUCAAACUACACCACAGACACCUCAAACACCAACUAGUAUUCCAGAUAUAAUACUAACUGGAGAACUUGCUAGCAGUCCUGACUUUGAAAUGAGCGGAAGACAUGAGGCUUCACCGAGUGGGGAUGAACCCAUCUUAAGACAGGACUUUGCAAAAGAACUAGGAUGUGCAAUAUCGAACAUGUGUGGCUCUUUCGAUUCUGACUUUUUCACCCCAGAGGAAGCCCUGAGGGCCGGCUUGGGCCCCAUUGACUUUGACGGAUUGCAAAUACUGACGGAACCGGACAUCCCGGUGGUCAGCGACCCUUCCGCGGAAGACUCGUUUCAUCUGGAAGGAUCAUAG